Syngnathus typhle (broad-nosed pipefish) is the source of this 2124-nucleotide messenger RNA. RefSeq names its product progestin and adipoQ receptor family member IIIa (gene paqr3a). Gene Ontology annotation, cellular component: membrane. NCBI's taxonomy places the organism in Eukaryota, Metazoa, Chordata, Actinopteri, Syngnathiformes, Syngnathidae. Bases 123 to 1160 code for a protein of 345 amino acids. The transcript has 7 exons. Gene Ontology annotation, molecular function: signaling receptor activity. The record is from RefSeq and is a predicted model, not a curated record.
ACCAUUGCGGCGAGAUGGGUCCUCUUAGCGAUGACGUCAGUCCUGAUUUGGAGACGAUGGAGCUUCAACUUCAACGUCGUAGCACAGUAUUUUAAGUUACGGUUCAUUUAUUUUAGUUUUAAAUGUACAGUGGGUUUUAUAAGACCCCAAAUGGAACAAAGUGUACUUAUGCCAAGUUGAAAGCUCCGAAGAAAGUGCCCCCCACCGCCGUCAUGCCUCAGAAAAGCGCUCAGACCACCCACUACAUCGAGCUGGGGGGCUACCAGUACUGGCCAGUGUUGGUACCCCGCGGGAUCCGCCUGUAUACCUACGAGCAGAUCCCGGGCUACCUGCGCGAGAACCCGUACAUCACGGAUGGAUACAGGGCCUACCUGCCCUCCAGGCUCUGCAUCAAGAGCCUGUUCAUCCUGUCCAAUGAGACCGUGAACAUCUGGACUCACCUGCUGGGCUUCCUCUUCUUCUUCUUCCUGGCCGUGUACCACAUGGCACAAGUCCUGCCCCAGCUAGGGGUCUCGCGCGAGGACUACGUCAUCUACUCCGUGGGACUCUUCUGCUUCCAGCUGUGUCUGCUGUGCUCAGCGGGCUACCACGUGUUCCGCUGCCACCGCUCGGAGAAGACGGGCCGGCGCUGGAUGGCGCUGGACUAUGCCGGCGUGUCGGUGGGCAUCCUGGGCUGCUACGUGCCCGCCGUCUUCUAUGCAUUCUACUGCAAUAACUACUGGCGUCAGGUGUACCUGGUUACAGUGCUGGCAAUGAUCCUGGCUGUGUUCUUGGCGCACAUCCACCCCAACUUCCUAAGCAAGCAGUGGCGCCGGCCUCGCCGGUUGGCCUUCUGCGCACUGGCGUCAAGCGGCCUGGUGCCCGUCCUGCACUUUGUCUACGAUGCCGGUGGCUUCUCCACGGACCUCGUGCAAUCUUUCAUUCCGCGCGUGCUGGUCAUGUAUUUGAUGGCGGUGUUGGCGCUGCUCUUCUACAUCUCCAAAGUGCCUGAACGAUACUUCCCAGGCCAGCUGAACCUUGUGGGCUCCAGCCACCAGCUGUGGCACGUGCUGCUUCUGCUCAUGUUCUACUGGUGGCACCAGUCGUCUUGUUACAUCAUGGCCUACAGACAUAGACAUACAUGCCCCGCCCUCCUCGUUGGGACCAACGCACACUCCUAGCCUACAUGGAAAACAAUGACACGACACGCUUUUAUAGUCACAGUAAGAUUAGACUGAAAUGCCAUGCUACGCUCCUACAUUACUAUAGACUCAAACAGAAUACAAGAAAACUAUUCCAACCUUAGACUGGUCUAUAGUCCACUGUUGCUGAAGAGCGCGCCGGUAUAGGCCAGGAGACAACGGCCACUACAUGACGUAGAACGCCGCAAAUUUCUUUUGCGGUCAAUGGUGACAUUAACUCCAAAAUACCAUCACAAAAUGUUGCUGCUGAUUGUAUGCCACUGACAAGAUAAAAGCUAAUUUUGUUAGCAAACAAAAGAACUGAGCAAUGUAGCAAAGUAGCCAGCCACUAACACUGGGAAUACAGCCUGUAUAGGUCCAUCUUCCUUAGGUGCAAAAUAAAAUAGUUUUACCAAAGCAGUGGUCCCCAAGUUGCUUCUUGGUAAUAAUGGUGAAAGCCAAUUGAAAACCCCUGGAAUAGACUAUCCAGUCCUGUCACAACCUGACCAGCCUACUGUAUCCCCAAGUAAAGUAUGUUGUUUGAAAUUGAGAGAAUAUUGUUCUCGGUCCAAAACUAGGCUGUUAUCCCACUAGACUACAAUUGACAAUCAUAUACAACUUUCCUACCCUGCCCGACAGACGGGGCCAGUCUAUGCUAGUCUAUGAAUACACUAAACCUUAUAGUACGACUUGACUAUCCCAUGAUGUCCUCGACUAGACUAUUAUGAAUCUGGACAAUGCUAGAUUGACUAGUCUAUCAUAGUUAUUGUCUCUAGUUCCACUCGGGUCGUGUGCAAUGUUCCCCUCUUUGUGUAUGAAGUGAUCCCUUUGCAUCAGUAUCUGCUUGUUUUUUUGUAAGCAUGAGUACAUGUUUAAAGAAACAAAGACUUAUUUCAUGUAGAUAAACUUCUUUUGUAUUAAAUUAUUCUUGUGUAACUCCAAAUAAAAAGUGUGAGGUAAAGAA